Messenger RNA from Plasmodium gonderi, 1023 nucleotides. RefSeq lists its product as hypothetical. The transcript has a single exon. NCBI's taxonomy places the organism in Eukaryota, Apicomplexa, Aconoidasida, Haemosporida, Plasmodiidae. The record is from RefSeq and is a predicted model, not a curated record. Bases 1 to 1023 code for a protein of 340 amino acids.
AUGGACAAAGGAAAGGGAAAAAAAAGAAGGAGCAUAAGUCGAAUGAUUAAAGAAUUUUAUAUAAACUGGAAUUAUAGAAGACAAAGUUGGAGAAUCAGUUUUUAUUACAACUGCUUAGCAAUUGUAACUGCCUUUAACAUUGUCCUUACUUUAAUAUUUCAACAACUUAUUAAAUCAUUCAAUUUUUUUAUAAAUUAUUACUGUGAGUAUGAACACAUUAAUUUUAUAUUAACAGAUUUAUUAAUUUUUAUAAUUUUAACUAGUUUCAUAAGUAUUUUCGCCUUUUUUUUAUCAAGAAUUUGUUCAAUACUUUCAAAUUUCACAAUUAACGAUUUUAUGUCAUUAGGAAAAUGGAUUGAAAGAAUAGGAUGCACUGUCAAAUGGUUUCCAUGGGCUUUAGCAAUUCUCAUUAUAUUUUGGUUCAUUAUAAAUAUAUUUAAUUUAAUUACCUUAUAUAUAACCCCAAAUUUAUGGUGUAAAAGUCGAUUAAAUAAUGUAGCCACGCACAUAGUUAAUAACUGCAGGUUAUUUGAAGGCAGAAAAGCUGCAUGUACAAUCGACAUGGCAGAUUUAGGUUCCAGUAGCAGUACUACGAGUUAUAUUCGAAAAUGUAAUGAUUUAGAUUUCUUAAAAAAUCAUAAUUAUUUCACAUUUAUUCCAGAUUUAACAGAUAAAAAUUAUUUACAAUGUACUUUCAAUAAUAUAAACAUUUGCACAUUAUAUAAAAGUUUGAGAAAUAGUCAACAAGCAUUGGAUAAAGCAAAAGGUUUGAAAUUAGAUGGUUGUUUGCAAAAUCCCCCAUCUGAAAUAGAAGAUUUUUAUGAUAAUAAUAUACAAACAAGUGACUUGUAUAAAUAUUCUCAAAUAUUUAUUAUCGGUAGCAACGUCACCUUUGUGCUUCUCAUGUUCUUUUUUUUCUUUGUGAAGCGAACAACACAAUUUGAUGGGCUAUUUUAUCAGUCACUAGACAAUUCGGAAAUGGUUAUAUUGCGCAUUUUGCGCCCAUUAACACCAUGGGCAUAA